UGUUUGUCAUGUGAUGGACUGUCAACCUGUCCAGGGUGUACCCUGUCUUGGGGUUGAGCUCUAGGAACCCCAUGACCCAGAACUUGAUAAUGCAGGUUAAGAAGAUGGGUGGAUGGUGUAUGCUUAAUAAUACACUAAAUCCUUUAAAAUGACUCAUUCUUGUGUUUGUGUCCCUGCAGUCCUCCCCCAGCAUCGGGUGACUGAAAAGGAAGAUCUCUGCAACCAGCAGAGGAACUUCAGAGAGGAACAAGCGGAUCUAGAACCUCCACGGACUAAAGAGGAACUGAAGGAAGCAGAACCUUCACAGAUUAAAGAGGAACGGGAGAAACAAGAACCUCCACAGAUUGAAAUAAAACAAGAGGAUAUAGAACCUCCACAGACUAAAGAGAAACUGAAGGAACCAGAAACUCCACAGAUUGAAAUGAAACAGGAGGAACCAGAACUUUUACAGGUUAAAGAGGAACAAGAGGAUCUAGAACCUCCACAGCCUAAGGAGGUACUGAAGGAACCAGAAACUCCACAGAUUGAAAUGAAACAGGAGGAACCAGAACUUCCACAGAUUAAAGAGGAACAGGAGAAACCAGAACUUCCACAGAUUAAAGAGGAGCAAGAAAAUAUCUUCAUCAGUCAGGAUGAAGAGCAGCUUGAUCUAAAGCAGGAGAGUUAUACCUUGAUGGAGAUUCCUUCUUAUGAGGAAAAUGAUCACAGUGAAUCAGAUCUAAACAAACAGAAGAGCUUCAGUGUAACUGAUAGUCAGGAUGAAGAAGGAAACCAACAUGAAGAAUCAACAUCCACUACAGAUGAAGAGACAGAGCCACAGAAUAGAGAUCAGAGGAAGAAAAGAGACAGAAGUUAUAUCCAAAGUGUGGAAAGCUCUCACAUUUCAGAAAGUCAGUGUGACUCCGAUGUUAGGAGUCCCAGAAGAAAAACUUCAGCAGAGAAGCACAAACAAUCUCCAAAAGAAAAGAGACGUUCCUCUGUUAAGUCUGGUAAAAGAAAAAUAAUUGCACACAAUGUGUCUCCCCACAUGAGAGCUGAGUCUGAUGGAAGACGUCAUGUCUGCAAAGAUUGUGGUAAAAGUUUUGGUUACUUGUCUGAUUUCACAAUUCAUAUGAGAACUCACACAAGAAAGAAGCCUUUUUGUUGUCAAGAAUGUGAUAAAAGUUUUAGUCUGAAGUGUAAUCUCAAAACGCACAUGAGAACUCAUACAGGAGUGAAGCCUUUUGUUUGUCAAGAAUGUGAUAAAAGUUUUUAUCAAUUAUCUAACCUCAAAAAACACAUGGUAACUCAUACAGGAGAGAAGCCUUUUGUUUGUCAAGAAUGUGAUAAAAGCUUUAGUCUGAUGUCUAAUCUCAAAAAACACAUGAGAACUCAUACAGGAGAAAAGCCCUUUUGUUGUCAAGAAUGUGAUAAAAGUUUUGGUGACCGAUAUGAUUACAGAAGACACAUGAGAACUCAUACAGGAGAGAAGCCUUUUACUUGUAAAGAAUGUGAUAAAAGUUUUUGUCAUGCAGCUCAACUCAAAACACACUUGAGAACUCACACAGGAGAGAAGCCCUUUAAUUGUCAAGAAUGUGAUAAAACUUUUAAUCAAUUAUCUAACCUCAAAUCACACAUGCUAACUCAUACAGGAGAGAAGCCUUUUGUAUGUCAAGAAUGUGAUAAAAGUUUUAGUCGAAUAUCUCAUCUUAAUUCACACAUGACAACUCACACAGGAGAGAAGCCCUUUGGUUGUAAAGAAUGUGACAAAAGUUUUUGUGACCUAUCUCGUUACAGAAGACACGUGAGAAUCCAUAGCGCAGAGAAGCCUUUUUCUUGUAAAGAAUGUGAUAAAAGUUUUUAUCAAUUAUCUAACCUCAAAAGACACAUGAAAAAUAAAACAAAAGCGAAGCCUUCUCUUGAAAAGAAAUGUCAGAGUUUAGUCAAAAUUUGAUGCAGUUAUUAAAUUAGAAAGGAAGUAAGUAAGAAGGAGCUGUCUCGUCUGCAGUUAAUUCAAAACUCUGCUGCAAGGAUCUUGACCCGCACUAAGAGAAGAGCUCACAUCUUUCCCAUCCUCAAAGCUCUUCAUUGGCUCCCGGUUGCAUCCUGGAUCCAAUUCAAAAUUUUAGUGCUGACUUUUAGAGCCCUCCAUGGCCAAGCUCUUGUAUAUGUCUGUGAUUUGAUCCCUCCCUACAGACCGUCUCGUGCGCUCAGGUCUGUAGAUCAGGACCUGUUGAUGGUCCCUCGCACACGCUUUUGGACCAGAGGAGACAGAUCUUUCCAGGCUGUUGCUCCUAGACUCUGGAACGAGCUCCCUUUCUCCCUCCGUUCCCUGGACUCUGUUCACUCUUUUAAAAGCCAACUUAAAACCUUUUAUUUUGCUAAGUAUUUUGACAUAGUCUGUUUUUAAUUGGGCUUGACAUUAUUGUUUUAUGUGGUACUUGCUCCUGUCUUUUAUGUUUCUUAGCUUGUGAGGCUUUUGUC
Molecule: messenger RNA, 2463 nt
Organism: Oryzias melastigma (Indian medaka)
Lineage: Eukaryota; Metazoa; Chordata; Actinopteri; Beloniformes; Adrianichthyidae
Product: gastrula zinc finger protein XlCGF57.1-like
Exons: 2
Coding region: 149-1933 (594 amino acids)
Biological process (GO): regulation of DNA-templated transcription
Molecular function (GO): DNA-binding transcription factor activity, RNA polymerase II-specific; RNA polymerase II cis-regulatory region sequence-specific DNA binding
Source: RefSeq, a predicted model, not a curated record